AUGGGUCUCUCACAGUGGCCCACUCCACAGGAAUACCUUGAAGCAGAACGCAAGUCCGCCGAGCCCGCUGCACCUCCUACCGAUGAUCCCGCUAGCCCUGUCACCAUCCGUUGGUUCACNCCCUCGAACUAUCCCAGCGGUAGAAUCUGGCGUCUAGAGCUCGUCGUCUUCGAGCCCAACGAACGCAUCUUCGACCGCAAACCCUAUCAGCACAACAUGGUCUACUGGAGCCAAGAUACCAGAACUCAUCUGACACGUGAGGCUACCUGCGCUUCGGCUGCACUUCAGAACGGUCACAGGGUCUUUGUUGCCACUCGCGGUCACUCGGAUACUCUCGACGAGGACGCAGUCGACGUAAGAGCCCAUUAUGAUCACCAUCAAUCCAGACACAACUAA
This is a messenger RNA of Aureobasidium vineae, 396 nucleotides long. The record is from the annotation of a GenBank genome assembly. Lineage: Eukaryota; Fungi; Ascomycota; Dothideomycetes; Dothideales; Saccotheciaceae.